AUGGAGCGUGGAGGCGGUUUCGGGGCGGGAUCCCGUGCUGAGGGGAAUGCGAGGGGCAACCCGCUCCCCGGGAAGAUGGCUGAGCCAGGCGCUGUGCGAACCUCGCCACCCAACCAACGGCCUACAGGUAUGGAUGGAUUUUUAAAAUCAGAUGAGAGACAAAGACUAGCCAAAGAGAGAAGAGAAGAAAGAGAAAAAUGUCUGGCUGCCCGGGAGCAGCAGAUACUGGAGAAACAGAAAAGAGCUAAGCUCCAGUAUGAAAAGCAAAUUGAGGAGCGAUGGCGGAAACUGGAAGAGCAGCGACAACGGGAGGAUCAAAAGAGGGCUGCUGUAGAAGAGAAGAGGAAGCAGAAGCUCCGAGAGGAGGAGGAGCGACUGGAGGCAAUGAUGCGCCGGUCCCUGGAGCGUACACAGCAGCUGGAGCUGAAGAAGAAGUGUUCGUGGGGAACAUCAGUGGCCACAGGACCUGGAGGACGUGAUGCAUGUGACAAACUUUCUACAUCAACCAUGAAUUUGCCAAAGCAGAUGGAGCCUCCCAUGAGUAAACGCCUGUCUUCAUCCACCGUGGCAAUAUCCUAUUCCCCAGACCGAGCUCAUCAUCGCAUGCACCUUAGUCCCAUGGAAAACUUUCUUGUUAUGCGACUGUUGACACCCACACAGGCUUCUUUAGCCAGAAGCAGAAGUGCACUCAUGCUCUCUGAGCAGGCCAAUGACUCAGUAUUCCAUGCCUGUCCUCGUGUAGCUCCUGUUGGCCCUCUUAAAUCUUCGUACAAGUCUUCUCCUACCCGAACCACUGAGAGGAAGAAGGCUACAGCUACAUCUGGUGCAGGAGAUGCUGGGAAAGGAGCCCCGGCAGGAGCAGAGGCCUCUCCGGUGGAGAAGGUGAAGAGGGGACAGCGAGCGACAACUUCCAUCCCUGCCGGGGGCCUCGGGUCCCCACUGAGAAGAUGCGAGCUUCCCGCAGGCCUUCCUAAGAGAUCAUCUUCUCCUGUGUUAUCCAAGACAACUUCAAAAGUGUAUCCACAGUCUCCAAAGACAGUGAAGCCAUCAUACCCAGGGUCUCCUGUGAAAUACCGCUUUCCCCCCAUUCCCAACCAAGAAACACCCAAGAAGAAAGCAGAGAAAGAGAAGAGCAACAAGGAAAAGGAAGGUGCCUCAAGUCAGCAGGCUGCUGGCCAUCUUGGAGAGGAAACUCCAGAGAAGUAUGUGACAGACAAACAUGCCACCGAGAAGCAUAAAUAUGCUGCCACAGGAGGGAAGGUUGAGAGCAGUACAGCCUUGGGGAAGCCUACAGCAGGCACCACUGAUGCAGGAGAGGCUGCAAAGAUCCUAGCUGAAAAGAGAAGACAGGCUCGGCUGCAGAAGGAACAGGAGGAGCAAGAACGAUUGGAGAAGGAAGAACAAGAAAGGCUAGAGAGAGAAGAACUGAAAAGAAAAGCAGAGGAGGAAAGGCUGUGCCUAGAAGAAGAAGCCCGUAAGCAAGAGGAGAAAAAGAAAUGGCAGAAAGAGGAAGAAAGAAGAAAGGCAGGAGAGGAGGCUAAGCAGAAGGCAGAGGAGGAGCUGUUGCUGAAAGAAAAGCAAGAAAAAGAAAAACAAGAAAAAGCCAUGAUUGAAAAGCAGAAAGAAGCAGCAGAAGCAAAGGCCCAGGAGGCAGCUAAACAGAUGCGUCUAGAAAGAGAACAAAUCAUGCUGCAGAUUGAGCAGGAGAGACUGGAGAGGAAGAAGAGAAUAGAUGAAAUCAUGAAGAGAACAAGGAAGAGUGAUGUGUCUCCAGAAGUGAAGAAAGAAGACUCAAAAGCAGAGAUUCAGCCUGUUCUAUGUGUGGAAAAUAAGACAAAACCAGUUGUCCCCAACAAAAUAGAAAUCAAUGGAUUGAACACCUGCCAGGAGGUUAAUGCUGUGGGGCGUGCUGCCCCAGAAACUUUUCCACGAGAUGUUUUUUCUAAUGGGCUUAAACCAGUUGGGGCAUUUGUUCAUCUGGAUGCCCUUGAUGGGAAAUCAAACAGUCUGGAUGAUUCAACUGAAGAAGUUCAGUCUAUGGAUGUUAGUCCUGUUUCCAAAGAAGAACUUAUCUCCAUCCCAGAAUUUUCACCAGUGAGUGAAAUGAUUCCUGGGAUGUCUCUGGACCAAAAUGGAACUGGUAAUGCCCGAGCACUUCAAGAUCUCUUAGAUUUCACUGGUCCCCCGUUCCCCAAGAGAUCCAGUGAAAAUCUCAGCCUGGAUGACUGUAACAAAAACCUUAUUGAAGGAUUUAACAGUCCUGGCCAAGAAACUACUCUGAACUCCUUCUGUUGA
This is a messenger RNA of Marmota flaviventris (yellow-bellied marmot), 2295 nucleotides long. NCBI's taxonomy places the organism in Eukaryota, Metazoa, Chordata, Mammalia, Rodentia, Sciuridae. The record is from RefSeq and is a predicted model, not a curated record.